Molecule: messenger RNA, 537 nt
Organism: Aspergillus puulaauensis
Lineage: Eukaryota; Fungi; Ascomycota; Eurotiomycetes; Eurotiales; Aspergillaceae
Gene: psf3
Product: DNA replication protein PSF3
Exons: 6
Coding region: 1-537 (178 amino acids)
Biological process (GO): mitotic DNA replication initiation
Cellular component (GO): GINS complex
Source: RefSeq, a predicted model, not a curated record
AUGUCUUACUAUGAAAUUGACUCAAUCUUGACAGAUGCUCAAAAAUUGCCAUGCACAUUUGAACUGGAUGUGCCAGGGCUUGGCAUUUUAGAAGGCAACCCAGGAGAGAAUAUUAAAGCGGGAACCCGGAUUGAUCUACCAUUAUGGCUGGGUGAGAUGCUUUCUAUCGGUGCGCGACUAGGGACUUCCCGGCUGGUUACGCUUGAUAUACCGUCUGCGCUGUCAGAGCGAGUAACGAAUGCUUUGAAGGCGGACCCAAGGACCGUCGACCUACGCUCGUUGGCACCGAACUAUUACCGCCUGAGUGAACGAGUCCUAGAGCUUUUCGAAGAGGAGGAGAUGGUUGAUAUUUUGAGCACUACUUUCAAAAAGCGCGCUGCCGAGAUUGCUGACCAUGCACAUAACCCGAAGGGUGCUCUUGGAGAUGGCGUGGAGUUCUUACAGGGCUUGGAUGAGACAGAACGACGGUUAUUCCGUGUCGCUCAUGAUAGUGCUAAAGAGACGCGCAUUUGGGCGGGAGAAGCCAAAAAGAGAUGA